This is a messenger RNA of Pseudozyma flocculosa PF-1, 579 nucleotides long. RefSeq lists its product as uncharacterized. The coding region runs from base 1 to 579 and encodes 192 amino acids. Gene Ontology annotation, molecular function: protein N-terminal-serine acetyltransferase activity; protein-N-terminal-alanine acetyltransferase activity. The record is from RefSeq and is a predicted model, not a curated record. NCBI's taxonomy places the organism in Eukaryota, Fungi, Basidiomycota, Ustilaginomycetes, Ustilaginales, Ustilaginaceae. The transcript has a single exon.
AUGACGACCGAGGAUGAACGAGGAGCGCGUCUGGCCGCCCAGCUCGACAGCUUCCGACUGGAGACGCGCCUACCGAACCUGGUACUACGACCUCCGGUAUCCAACGACGGGCCAAACAUGCAAGCCCGCACGCGUGACAUGCGCAACACGCAGUUCCUGCCCCACCUCCACGCCAAGGUCUCGCAACCCCUGUCAGAAGUGCACGAGUGGAUCGAGCUGAUGCGCCGUGACUUUGGGACGCGCUGUCUCUUCCUCCUCGUCGAGUUCGAUGGCCAAGUCAUCGGCGAGUCCGGCUUGGGAUUCCUCGAUUGGUCCCACAGCCAGGCUGAGGCGGGUAUCAUGCUGUCCCACCAAGUUUGGCGCAGGGGAUUGGCGUACGAGGCCCUACUUGCUAGUGUUCGGUUCGGGUUGGAGCAGCUGGGAAUGGAUAGGAUCACGUUGGGCACCCUCGAGGAUAACGUGGGCAUGCGGGCCCUCCUGCGCAGGAUGGGCGCCGGUGAGGGCACGCCGAGGGUCAGAACGGACGGAAGACUCGAGAGGGUGUACGAGGUUACGAGCCAGAACCUCGCCGUUGUCUAG